UAUAAAUCUGUAUUAAAUUUAAGAAAUCUGUACUCUGUAUUAAAUCUGUAUGCGCAAGUAAAAAUCUGUAUAAUACAGAUAAAUCUGUAUAAAUGGCAUCUCUGGGUAGGAUGAUGUUUUGUUAUAUUUGCCGGUGUUUUCUAGCAUCUAGGUUUUUAUUAAAUUAACGUUCAAUUUACGUUACAUAGAUGUUCUUAGAUCUUAAUUUAGCAAAAAGCUGCGUUUUGUUUUGAUUACAUUUACUAUGCCAGUAUUUGAAUAAUGGCUGGUGCCCUGAACAAUAAUAAUCGUGAAGUGCAAAUUUUCCACUCGGACGUCUUACUCAAAGUUCUCAGUUCAAAAAGGUUGUUGAUUGAUCAUGUUGAAAUCUUAGAAGUAUGUUUAGAUGGUUUGGAUCACCGAGCUAAUCCUUGGUUCACGGCCCCCAGAUGUCUAAUUUUGAGCUCAGUUUCUGGAGUAGGCGCAUAUUUGCUAGGUCGAGAGCAUAUAAAAUGGUCUCUUUCAUUUCUUACCACGAGCACUAUUUACGGGUUGGGAUUUUUCUUAAAAUGGAUGAAACAAGUCUGUUUUAGUCGACGAUUGAAGCAAAUUUCCACUCUUAUUCGAUCACUGGAGCAGUUUGAAGCGGCUGUUAAGAAAAACGUACUAUUCUUAAACGAAUGUAAUCAUGUACGAUCAGCUCAACUAGCACUGGAUAAGUUGGGAAGUGGAAUGGCUAAUUUUGCGACCAAUUGCUUUCGAUGCAUUGUUGAAGUUAUCAAAAUAAUACAUGCUUCGAUUAAAAUGUUAGAGUUGGACUUUCCUUUGGACGAACGAUGGGACUCUCUGUAUAUGCCUAUGGAAGAACUGGAAGGUUGUGAAACGUUUUUAACUGAUGCAGCUAUUGCGCCGAUAGAGUUGAAAGUUAUAAAAGAUGUUUACAACAUUUUUGCCUACGUUCAGUCACAGUACCUAACUCGAUUAGUUCUCUCAAUUGUCUGUUCAACAAAUCCUGUGUUUCCUUGUUCGAUUUUGAAGCUUUCCAGUGAAAUUCAAUUUCGUAAGAAUGCGUGCCUAAAAUAUCUCAAUAGAGUUAUGGAUUAUAAACGUGAAAAAAUACCGAAUCGUCAAUCGACCAGCACAAUCCCAGCUGAAGUACUUAACGUUCGGAGUUUUUCUCUGACAUUUGUGACCAAGUUAUUAAACACUGCUCACCGAUUCAAUUUACUAGAAGAGGAACUAGAGAAUAGUAUACAAGAAUACGAUAAAAAAUCUUUUGCAUCUUUCCUGGAGUCAAUGGAAGCUUCUCUGGAAACAAUUACUAAUGAUUUACUCACAUCAACUGAAGAGUGUCAACGUUUGUUGAUAAUGGUGAAAAAAAUACUCAACAAGGAGAAUGUUGGCUCUCUAGAACUGUCUGGAUUAUUUCAAGAACCAUCCACCAAAAACGAUGAUUUGACAAUCAAUCAUGAACGCGUAUUUUCGGAACAGGAUGAACCAGUGUUCAAAGAUGAAUUCUUUGCAGUUGUUGGUUCUCAUUGCGAUUUUGAUACAGAAAAACGCAAAUCAAUCAAUCUGACGGAUGACUUGGAAGCAGUCAAUUCGAAAAUUGUCAAAAGGCAUUUCAAACCGGUACUGGAACAAUUGCGUGAACGGAUUGAACCAAUCGGUGUACAGUUCAAGCAGAGAGAAAAACAAGCUCUGCUUGAUAAAGGAAUAGACUGGGUCGAACUGGAGGUAGAUGAUGUUGGUAAAACGACUUCGGAGAGUGAUUCAGAUGAUCAGGGCGAUGAUGAACGGGACACUAGGAAAUUUCGGAGCUCUGUUAGACGGUACGACGAGGUAAGAGACUUUCUGGCGGCCAAACAACAAACGAACAUAUUUGGAUUAAAACCUAUUACUAACAUAGUAAGUGAGGAUGUGCUCGAAUAGGUAGCAGUUGAGUUUUCGAAUUAUUCCAUUAGGAGUUUGAAAAUCUUGAACAGCAAUAUCCCGAAUGAAUGUGUAUUCAAAUGGACGUCAACGUUUCUGUGCGUGUAUUCAAAUUUGUCCGGGUUUCAGAAACGGAGCCGGACAAAUAAAACAAUGAAUUCCUAUAACGGUGCUGCUAGUCAUUACAAAUAGAAAGUUCUUGGAUGUAAGCUGAGAAAAAUGUGCAUUAUCUUCUUAGUUUCGGUAAUUUCACAUAAGACAGUGACAGUAUCUGUUUGCUUACAUGCUGAGGAAAAUGUGCAUUAUCUUCUUAGUUUCGGUAAUUUCACAUAAGACAGUGACAGUAUCUGUUUGCUUACAUGCUGAGGAAAAUGUGCAUUAUCUUCUUAGUUUCGGUAAUUUCGCAUAAGACAGUAUCUGUUUGCUUACAUCCUCUUUCGCGUGUUGUGGCACAAUUAUUACGUUUUUGUUUCAUUUUCCAGUUCUGAUCUAAUGUUUUUGGGUUUCAGGUAUCGCUUUUUUCUUUGCUGUGUCACUAGCGUGACAGGCUAAAGUCAGUGUUGGCACAUCUUGCCCGUGUAUUGUUAGAUUAUAAUUUUAUUUUGUAUUUUAAUUUCGAUUGUGUUUUUUCCACAUGUUUUGUUGAUUUAUAUUCGUAUAGGUUAUGUUUCGAUUUUAUUAUUAUUUUCGAUUACUCUGUGAUUUUCGAUUGUAAUUUCUUUUAAAUUGACUCCCGAUGAUGUUUCGCGGCGUCGCCACACGGAUUCACUCUAGGACAAGAAAAAACUUUCUUCCGCGAACAGAAUAGAAUACACGCACCAGUGCGAAACGAGAUGCUUACACGUUGAAAGCUUCACCGGAAGUUGAGGUAUCGUUUAUUAGUAAGAUUUAAUCUCCCCGAUUCUGAAUUUCGUUCGAAUCGGAUUGCUUCGAUCAAAUACGAAAUUUUGCAUUCUGUAGCUCGAUCGAGUUCGACUUUUACAUACAAAAGCAUCAUUCGAUCGAAUUACAGAAUGCAAAUUUUUAUAUUCAUUCUACAAAAUUCGAUUCGUUCAAAAUACUUAGUAGGGGUGAAUAGUCGAUGAAAGUCACUAAAAGUAUGAAAUGUUUAUUACUAUAAUAAAAAUAAAUAUCUGUCAAAUAUA
This is a messenger RNA of Malaya genurostris, 3056 nucleotides long. RefSeq lists its product as uncharacterized. The coding region runs from base 262 to 1911 and encodes 549 amino acids. The transcript is spliced from 3 exons. The record is from RefSeq and is a predicted model, not a curated record. NCBI's taxonomy places the organism in Eukaryota, Metazoa, Arthropoda, Insecta, Diptera, Culicidae.